Molecule: messenger RNA, 5348 nt
Organism: Kockovaella imperatae
Lineage: Eukaryota; Fungi; Basidiomycota; Tremellomycetes; Tremellales; Cuniculitremaceae
Exons: 20
Coding region: 170-5347 (1725 amino acids)
Biological process (GO): carbohydrate metabolic process
Molecular function (GO): UDP-glycosyltransferase activity; hexosyltransferase activity
Source: RefSeq, a predicted model, not a curated record
CACUCUGAAAGUCAUCCAUCCCCCUUGUUCAACUAGAUCAUCAAGAGGAUAAGGCCAAUCCGAGCAUUGCGCAGAGGGGGUGCAGCUGCGGUAGUUGUGCGUCCCCACAUAUCAGGACCCGCAACGUUUGGCCACCUCGAUCGAGUUUAGAUUCGGCUUAGUUGGCAUCAUGUCAGCCGGUCCACGGGACUCGCAUCCCACCCACGGCGAGGCCGAUGGGUCGCCUGCCAACUCUUCUGCCGUUGGAAACCAUCAUAUACCAGGAGCCAAAUACCAGCCGCCAUUCGCUCCACAGGGUACAGAUCCUCCACCACCUCAAGCGCAUCAUCCCAACGCUGAAGCAUUCCUCAAUGCGGCUGCUAAACACACUUUUCCCGAUACGUCGGCACCUCGGGCUGACGAAGGGGAAUCUACACCAUCUGCUUCGUCUGAGGACCUUGCACCGGCUCAGAUCGAAUCGCCAGCUGCUGAGGAUGAACAAAAGCCCAUAAUCAAGGGGACUCCUCUGGAUGAAAUGAAGACACCAAUGCUGGAAAGGGGUCUCAGUGGAAACUUAUCGACCCUUUCAGAGAAGUCUGAUGAGACCUUGUCGACGAGACAACAGGGAUCAGCCAACCAAGAUGGUUCGCCCUCUGGCGAUACGCCUUCAGAUCGUCUCCAUGCCCCUCCCGAAGUACAGAGACAGGACACUUCGGAUACUCUUCGACAGAAAUCUUCCAUUCCAACGCUUAGGGUCCCGGCCGAAGAAGCAGGAGGCAGCAAUUCGAGCCCAGCCAAUGAAUCCUCUUCACGACCUAGAUCAAGUACGGAUGUUGGAGGGCUCACGUCCAGACGAGGUCCGAGGAGAUCGCGUUCGAGGACAGAAGUCGCCCCGCCUCAAGACAGGGACAUUGGCUCGGUUCGGAUGGGAGCCUCGGCAUUGUUCUCCGCCCUCAACGCCUUGCCAUGGGACGCUGACGACUCGGACGGACCGUCAAGUGACGAAGAAGAGCCUAUGUCUCGCCCUCGUCCAAUCGCCAAAGGCCAGAAGGCGCAUGCAGAUCAUUCUGAAAAGGCUCCCCGUAGAGAACGGCCACGAGUGUCCCGACUCCACUCGUCUCUGCAUACUAUCCGACCAAUGGGUUCAGCAACAGCCGACGAGGAUAUGGUCGAAGUGCCUCCUGCUUCUGCCUACGGCUCGCCUUCUGGCGAGUACAGUCAUCAUUUACAUUUCCCCUUCCGAGAGAACACCAUCGCUCGGCGUGCUCGGUCUCCAGGCCAAUCUGAGCUGGCAUACCAAUUUGCAGAAGCCGCACGAAGGCGGAAAUUGUCGCUCGAAGGCAAAGAAGAUGUACCGGACAUUUUGGGGGAUAUCGGAGAAGUUCCACCGCCCAGGAAAGAAGGCGACGAACUCGUUGUGUCUCCGGGCAUCGAGGAUGUCAUAAGCCGUGAUGAUAAGGCUGCACGAGCAGCGGUCGAGAACCGAGUAGCCCGUGAGCAGGGAAUCGGCAGAUUAGAAGAGGAGGAAGAGAUCGGUCAAACGGCAGAUCCACAGACUCUUCGAUCGAUUCAGUCUCGCGAAAGGAGCGUCUCGGACGCCAACGCGGACGCUGCCCUUCGAGAGGGAACAGAUGAGGAUGAGAUCAUUGAGGAGAGGAUGGAAGAAAACACUGAAGAAAGGAGGAGAUCGAGACGAGAGAUUUUGAGUCAGAAGCUCAUGGAGGUGUUCGGGUUGGAAGAGCGAGAGGAAGUUCUGGAGGAGAUGAAAUGCUGGCUGUUGAGGAGCGUCAUGCUCAAGGGUUACAUGUAUCUCACAAAGAAACAUAUCUGUUUCUUCGCUCACAUGCCGGAUAAAGAGAAUCUUGUAGUAAAGACGGGAGCUCUGUAUAAGAAAGCCUCGCGGACAAAGCUCAACAGCAAAUAUUGGGUCGUAUUGAAGAACGAUGUGUUGAGUUGGUAUGAGAGUACAGCGGAUCCAUACUUUCCCAAGGGGAACGUGUCGCUGCAGUACGCGUCUAGCUGCGAUCCUAUCGACGAGACUCGUUUCAAGCUUCGAACCUCGGAGCGCAACUAUACAUUUACCGCGGACACGGAGAAGUCGAGAGACGAAUGGAUCAAGGCGAUCGAAAAGGUCAUGUUCAAGACACAGCAUGAAGGAGAAUGCGUCAAGCUGAUCAUCCCUCUCGAGGCGGUGCUGGACAUUGACAAGUCUCCGACUUUGGAAUUCGCUGAUACCAUCGAGGUCAAAUGCGUCGACUCUGAUGACCAAAUGUCUGUUGAUUCAUACUUUUUUGCGUGCUUUCAGGACACCGAUCACGCUUUCAACUCCAUUCAACAGCUGCUUGACGAUCGACCGUCCGUUGAUCUGCCCCGAGUCUCGUCGCGAUUCUCAUUCGGCGACCAUGGUGACCGGGACGGCAGCAGUUCAGAUUCGGACGACGAAGAGACACGAUCGUCCAAACACAAACGAUCUGGACCACUUGGCCUACGCAAAGUUGCAGCUAUACUCAAGCCUGUCAUACCAGGGAUUGGACAUUCAAGUUCUGAUCAUGACAAGGAUAAGGCUUCCGACGACAGCAAGUCGAGCUUCUCGAUCCCUUUCGUCGGCCGACACAAACCGUCCAACGAUAGUCUCGAAACCCUUCGCACAGAUGAUCAUGCUCAGAACACGACACCGGCUACAUCCCAGAAUGACGACGACCAGGAUGAUGGCUACCCUCCGCGACAGAACGGUCGACCUCCAAAGGGGAUGGACGAGUCUGGAGGCAAGAGCUGGGGUCAAUGGAUCAAGAAGCCUACGACAAAAAUCUUUGGCACCUCAUCGGGAUCGUCCACUUCGUUGGCCCACAAGACCUCCCAUGGAUCCAGUACAGAGGUCGAACGAUCCCCGCGAUCGUCGACACAUCGACCACGGAAACAAUCCUCCGUCACUGAAGUGGUGGAGCCAUUCUCUCACGUCGAGAUGGACGAAGCGGAUGACGAGUUGUCGCUUGGUCGUAAGGAUCACUCGGAAGAGAUCCCAAGAAUGUCUUUCUCCUCGGAACAUGAGCAUGAAGCCGGUACGAGUGGGCAAAGCAAAUCUGAUUACGACAUGAUGGAGCGAAGUGAGAGUGGCGCGAAAGAGGACGAGGAUAUGGCGAACAAGUUUAGAAGCGUCUUUUCUCUCCCUGACAAGGAAGAAUUGAUCGAACAUUUCCCCGGAUACCUCUAUCGCGUUCUUCCGGUGUCAGGCAGAUUCUUCAUCUCGACAAAUUAUUUCUGCUUCCGAUCUUCCCAACUAUUGUACAAGACCAAGAUGAUCGUGCCUAUUCGCGACUUGUACGGUCUCAAGGCUCAGAAGGCCUUCCGCUUUGGUCACUCCGGUCUCAUCGUAGUCAUCAAAGGGCACGAAGAGCUCUUCCUCGAAUUUUCCUCUUCUAAACGCAGGAAAGCUUGUGUAGCAAUGCUAGAAGAGCGAAUGGAGGACGUACGGCUGGAGGCCAUGUCCGAUUCGGAUGAGGAUGAAGACGGGUCAAAGACGCUGGCGACGAGAAUCAUGGAAGACUUGGACGAAUCUGUUCCCAUGGAGAAUCGCACAGGACCUGGACCGGGUGUCUCGCCAUCGCCCAUGUUUGGCAGUACAACCAGCACAUUUCUGGAGUUCAAACCUGAUCCCAUGACCAUCACUUGUCUGACCAUAGGAAGUCGAGGGGAUGUACAACCUUACAUUGCGCUGUGUAAAGGUUUGCAAGCUGAAGGACAUCGAACGAGGAUUGCGACUCAUGGUGAAUACAAGGACUGGGUCGAAGGCCAUGGUAUCGAAUUUGCCAGUGUCGGCGGCGAUCCUGCAGAAUUGAUGCAGAUGUGCGUUGACAAUGGCAUGUUCACUGUUUCUUUCCUUAAAGAGGGCUUGCAAAAGUUCCGCGGCUGGUUAGACGACUUGCUAAAUUCGUCUUGGGAGGCGUGUCAGGAUUCCGAUCUGCUCAUUGAAAGUCCGAGUGCUAUGGGUGGUAUUCACAUCGCCGAAGCGCUGCAGAUACCGUACUAUCGAGCAUUUACCAUGCCGUGGACUAGAACCCGAGCGUAUCCGCACGCUUUCGCCGUCCCUGAGCACAAGCGAGGAGGAUCUUAUAACUACAUGACAUACACCAUGUUUGAUCAAGUCUUCUGGCGUGCAAUUUCCGGGCAAGUCAAUCGAUGGCGAAAGCAUACCUUGGGUCUUGAUGCAACCACAUUUGACAAGCUGGAGCAGCAUAAAGUACCGUUCCUAUACAACUUCUCGCCCAACGUCGUGCCUCCUCCACUCGACUGGACAGAGUGGAUCCAUGUGACAGGAUACUGGUUCCUCGAAAACGCCGAUGAAGGCUCUUCCAAAGACAAAUCGGAGUGGAAACCUCCUGAGGGGUUGCUCGAGUUUAUCGACAAGGCGCACAAGGAUGGCAAAAAGGUCGUCUACAUUGGCUUUGGCUCGAUCGUCGUCUCUGAUCCUGAGGCCAUGACUCGUUGUGUCGUCGACGCCGUUGUUGAUUCCGGUGUGUGUGCCAUUCUCUCCAAGGGGUGGUCAGACAGAGGCAGCAAAGCCAAAGGCGAGAGCAACGGAGAUUCCGAUGGCGCGGACGGCGUCAAGUAUCCGCCAGAGAUCUUCUCUAUCGAUUCGAUCGAUCAUACUUGGUUGUUCCCUCGUAUUGACGCUGCGUGUCACCAUGGUGGAGCUGGAACUUCGGGAGCGAGUCUGCGUGCCGGUAUCCCGACAAUCAUCAAGCCAUUUUUCGGCGAUCAGGCGUUCUGGUCUGAACGAGUCGAAUCUCUCAACGUCGGAUCAGCUGUUCGCAAACUCAAUCCGGAGAACCUUGCCGAAGCUCUGCGUAAGGCGACAUCGGAUGAGAAGCAGGUCGCAAAGGCAAAGGUCGUGGGGGAGAUGAUCCGCAAGGAAAAUGGAGUGGCACGGGCCAUUGAAGCCAUCUAUCGAGAUCUUGAAUACGCCAAAUCCCUGAUCAAGCCUUUGCCGUCUGAAGACAAGCAUCUGUCCAAAACGAACAGUCUGCUCCAUCCUCUCGGAAUAGAGUUGGAGAAGCUUGCCCCCAAACUGACUCCGAUGUCGUCUCGGAACAAGGAUCAAGCAUCGACACGCAAGGCUCGUUCUGGAUCGGACGCAAGUGAUCAGACGACUUCUGCAGCCCAAUCGACGACUUCGCUUCCUGAUUCCAAGAAUCAUUCGCGUUCCCAAUCGGAAGCCCAGUCGAGUGUUGCGAACACUCAUUCGAGUCCUCAGUCAUCUGCAGAAGGAGGCUACGGUGGACUCAACGGACACGGGAAUGGCGAUACGAGUGAUAGUGGAAGUUGGGACGUGUUAUCCGAGCGUGAGGGAGGUGGAAACCAUAGCCGAUAAG